GACAUUACAAAUUCGAGAAGAAAACGCCAACUUCCAAGACAUUAAAAAACAAUAAAGAUGAAGACAGCCGGCGUUGUCCUGUUGCUUCUCUCUCUUGGUCUUUCCACAGUUCUAGCUGAAAAUGUCACGUGUUUGAAAUGUGAUGGCCACAAUGCUGACUAUUGCGAAGGUGAAGAACAUAAAUGUCCAGAUGACAAUCUUUGUAUGACCAUCUCUGAAAGUAUUGGACUGGAUAUUAAUAAUGGUAAACCCAUGCGCUCCGUUAGGAAACGAUGUUCUAAUAACCUGCCUUGCAUGGCUAACUGGUAUGCCUAUUAUAAUGAUACCUAUUUCUUUCAAAUAUCAUCGCAGUGUUGUAAAGGAAAUCUUUGCAACAAUGGAACUUUUCAAGAAAUGAAUAAAACCGCUGAAAAACUAGGGCCCAAAUGUCCAGCUUGCUAUUCAACUGAUACUUCAAAAAUGUGCACUCCGACCUCAGUCACAAUCUGCAGAGGCGAAACCGAUCAAUGCGCCACAAUACGUGCGAGGAUCAAAACAGCAGAUGGCGUAGAACAUGGUCUUACUGCCCAGGGAUGCAUGUCAGAAUUGGCUUGUCAGUACCCCGACUACAGCUAUAUGGUUGGACUAAAUAUAUAUAACUUGCUUGAGCAUGUGUGCUAUCUUCCUAAACCUGAGCCUGAAAAUGGUACGGAGAGUAAAGCUACAGAUUGAUACAAGAAAGAAACGCAUCAAAAUCAUUUAAACAGCAAAGUGAAACUACAGCCAGCUAAAUGCAUUGCUUAAAUAGUUAUUCGUAUAAUUGCAUCUCUGCUCAGCCAUGCUAUGUAUUCAGUGAUUGACAGUGGUCUUCCUAGCCUGCUGCUAUACAGCUUUCUACAUCACAUCCCUUCCUCCAAGCUGCUGAUCGUCAUUAUUACCUACCCAGCCUGGAUCACCAUAUUCGAUACACCGCCCUCCACGUCUGCUUAUACUCCUUUGCUGUGGACUCGAUCCCUCUAGAUCAGGGAACUCCAAACUUUCUAAACAAAGGGCCAGUGUACUGUCCUUCAGAUUUUAGGACGGCUGGACUGUGGACAGUGGGAGUAGAACAUUUUCCGAUAAAUAAUGCCCCAUAGCUUGUUUCAGUGAGAGUAAUUGCGCCCCAUUAUUGGUGUAAGUGGGAGGAAUUUUGCCCCAUCGUUGAUGUAAUUAGCCCCCAUCAUUGACAUCGUUGGUGUCAAUUGUGCCCCAUCAUUGAUGUCAUUGGGCCCUAUUGCUGGUGUCAUUGGGAGGAAUUGUGCCCCAUCGUUGGUGUCAUUGGGCUCCAUCAAAGCAGACCAAGGAUCUUCAAAAUGGGUCCAAAGCUUUUAUCAGUGAUCACAUACUUACAGCAGAUAGCAAUGUUUCGGAGCCCCGCAGGACCCCUUCAUCAGGCAUGUAGAGAUCCUUGGUGUGCUGGUGAAAUUUUUUGCUUUGAUUUGACACGGUUUUAGCCAUUGGUUGCAACACCUACUGUACUUAGUGAGUGAAAAACAUUAUAUAGCGCAACACAUGCGAACUGAAUCGCCUCUUAUGGG
Messenger RNA from Rana temporaria (common frog), 1556 nucleotides. RefSeq names its product phospholipase A2 inhibitor and Ly6/PLAUR domain-containing protein-like. The transcript has 5 exons. NCBI's taxonomy places the organism in Eukaryota, Metazoa, Chordata, Amphibia, Anura, Ranidae. Bases 58 to 711 code for a protein of 217 amino acids. The record is from RefSeq and is a predicted model, not a curated record.